Molecule: messenger RNA, 648 nt
Organism: Parasteatoda tepidariorum (common house spider)
Lineage: Eukaryota; Metazoa; Arthropoda; Arachnida; Araneae; Theridiidae
Source: RefSeq, a predicted model, not a curated record
CUGGGGCGCAACCGCAAGGGACAGAUUUAAUUCCCGAAAGAUGAAAUUUGGAGUUAGACUCGAUUAUUCAAUUGCACUUUUUUUGGUGAUACAUAUACUAAAUCUGAUAUAAUGGAACGCUUCGCAGUAUAACAGCUUGUGAUGGAUAGAUACAGACUGGAGAUUUUUCUAGUCCUUUUUACCAUGGGAGCUAUACUCUCAGUUUGUAGCGGAGUUGGAUGUUAUACGUGCUCAGUUGACUUCAGAUCAGAAAAGUUUUCAGUCAAUAACAGCUGUGUUUUUCCAAAGGAUGGCAAUGAUUUCGCCCAUUGUAGUCACAAUAGUAAAUUCUGCAAGGCCGUGGUCACAAGAAUCAAUGGAAUUUUUGUAAUGAUAUCAAGAGGUUGUUCGGACGACUGCUCGGAGGACUGCGUUGAAAAAGGAUAUGGAAUUCGAAUAAGAGACUGCGUAAUAUGCUGUGAAAAGGAAGCCGACUGCGGGACCAGCGAUCUUUACAAGAAAAAAUGACCCGCGGAGAAACAAAAAAAUGACCAGGAGAACCAAAAUAACGUUGGAUGCAUGGUUUUCUCGUCAUUUUUGAACACGGCUUUGUUGAUUUUUCUUAAUUUAAGAGAAUGGAAGGUGUUCUACGCAUUAGGUUGAUCAAUU